Molecule: messenger RNA, 1412 nt
Organism: Drosophila subpulchrella
Lineage: Eukaryota; Metazoa; Arthropoda; Insecta; Diptera; Drosophilidae
Exons: 3
Coding region: 39-1310 (423 amino acids)
Source: RefSeq, a predicted model, not a curated record
GAAGCACCAUUUUGAGGUUUAUUUUAUUGCCGCGCAUAAUGGAAGAUUGGAAAACUUUGUUGCACCUUCCACUUGAAGUUCUGGACUUCAUAUUCAAGCAACUUUCGCCGUCAAAUAAACUUAUGUUGGCCGACUCACAUCCGAUUUUGGCCGAGGCAUUCCUUUACCAUGUCGGCGAUGUAUUCAAGAAACUUUCCCUCAGAAUCCUACCAACUGAGGAUCUAAUAGCCUUGCGAUUGCGCGGAUCGAGUCCACUUAAAAUUGAUACUGGAAAAUAUCGCGUGGACCACAUGAUUUUGCCUUCGGAGAAUGUGUCAAUCCUUCUUCGUUUGAUCGGGUCCAGUCUGCUUGAAAUUGACACUGGAGAAUAUCGUGUAGAGAAUAUGCAUCUUAUGUUCAAAUCAAUCCAAAGGCACUGCAUCAAUCUAGAGUCCAUUAUAACGCAUCUCGAUAAGAAAAACGUCAACGCUUUUUGCUCUUUGCUGCUAAAAUCGGAAAAACUUAAGACCGUUGGACUGUCAUUUUACCACAAGCUUGAUGAGUUUGACCCAGAGUAUACCAUCCAUGUUUUGCAUCAACUACCAAAUUUGAGAAAACUAAGGAUUGGGAGGAUACCCGAUGUAAAAAUCGAUCUUAUUCAACAACUGGUCGAUUUGGUAGACUUGGAUCUGUGUGGGCGAUAUGUCACUUGGACAGAUUUAAAUAUCUUUGAAGUUUGUGCGCCACUAAAGAAACUACGUUCCCUCAGAGUUUGCGAAUGCAAUGUAAAUGGACCGUUCCACAAUGAUGGUCUGUCGUAUCAAGUUUUAGAAAAGCUCGGAGUCGCUUCAUGCGAAAUAGAUCACCAAUUUCCGUUCUUUCCAAAGUUAAAAUAUAUUGACAUAAGAAACUCUUGUGGCCCACUCAUUCAAGAUCUGGAAAGAACAUUGCUUAAACAUGGAAACACGUUGGAAAAAGUUGUAUUGAUAGUCGAAUACUUCUGUCAAUACUCUAUGCUUCGAUUGGUAAAAAAUUGCAGGAACUUAAGAUACCUUUAUGUGCACCCUAUGGCAUCUGAUACAAUUUCGAAAGCAAGCAUUAUAUCAUUCAUCAAUAUUUUGAAGGAGAACGGGGUUACCCCCCAAAAUCCAUUUAAACUGACGGUGCUGGGAAACACAAGAUAUAUGGGGCCCGAAAAAGUGUUUGAGGAAGAACCAAUCUCGGAUCUCUUACAAUGUUGGAGUGAUAAGCAGUGGUUUUGUAGCUCUUAUUUUCCUUUAUUAUUUUGGAGUGCGUUAGAGACGCCUUUUGAAGACCCACUUUGGGAGUGAAUAUCAGAUGGGCCAGCCAAUGUUUUUAUAUCCUCUGAAUUACAACAAAGAUGUAUGCUUUAAACCCGUUGACGAAGUGUUCUUAAAAAAAUCGUAUUUGGG